Molecule: messenger RNA, 3996 nt
Organism: Oryzias melastigma (Indian medaka)
Lineage: Eukaryota; Metazoa; Chordata; Actinopteri; Beloniformes; Adrianichthyidae
Product: serine/threonine-protein kinase PAK 6
Exons: 8
Coding region: 814-2712 (632 amino acids)
Biological process (GO): protein phosphorylation; intracellular signal transduction; regulation of MAPK cascade
Cellular component (GO): cytoplasm
Molecular function (GO): ATP binding; protein serine/threonine kinase activity
Source: RefSeq, a predicted model, not a curated record
AGGUUAGAAAUGAGCAUAAGAUAACAUCGGGGCAUUAAUAGCAAUAAAAUAAAAUGAUCUGGAGGGCCGGAUGGAAUUACCCAGUGGGCUGGUUUUGUUUCAUACACUCAUAUGGCAAUCAAAAUCAAAUUUUUAAAACACCAUCAAGUGAACACUUACUCAAAUUCUAAAAAAAAAAAAUUGAUUUACUGUGACCUCAUUUAAGAGGAACACAAAUAAAACUAUUUUGUCUUCCUUUUAUUUUUGAAUAGUGGUUUGUUUCGGGCUUGUAGGAAGAGUAGUUAUUAUUCCUGGGAUGAAAAUAUGUAUUUUAUCAAACAAAAAUGAUUGGAAUACUUUUCCCCCCACAAACUGUUCCUAUUGACUUGAUGCAUCUCUAAAAGACAUUUUACAAUUACAAUUAAAGUGGUGAAAUAAUUACAAAAUGGGCAAAUUAAUUGCACGUUUAAAAGUUUUAUUUUUAAGUUGAAUAUUACCCUCAUUUUUGCAACAUUAUGUAUAUUUUCUUACAGAUUUACAGAAAAAUACACUAAAUAUCAAUGUUUCUGAAUUCCAGGAAGACAGACAGUUUUUUUUCCUCAUUUUGUUGACAAAGUUUUUUCUUUUUUUUUUUUUUUUUGUGGCCAAGCCAGACUCAGAUUAACACUAAUGCAGACAGGUAAGCUCUCACCUGGGCUGUUAGGUCAGUUUUAGUCUGAAAGGGGAGGAGAAACACAUGUGACUGUUUCAGGUGAGUUACUUGAGCAGGAAGAGGAGCUGUCAGUGUUCUGACUCCCACAGAGUGUCUAUGUGCUCCUUUCUCCUCCUGCAGUCAUGUUUCCCUCUGACCAGUUCGACUUUUGCUGUUGCUUCUCUCAGAUCUCAUCAUCCGGCUGCCCCCGCUGCAUUACCGAGGCAAUGUUCCGGCGCAGGAAGAAGAAACACCGGGUGGAGAUAUCAUCCCCCAAGGACUUCCAGCAUUGCUUUCACACGUCGUUUGAUGCCGCCACAGGGCGCUACGUGGGUCUGCCGCUGCAGUGGCAGAGCAUCAUCGACAACCUGAAGAGGCCACGCCCCCUGGUGGACCCCUCCAUGAUCACAAACAUUGAACUUGGACCCAGAAAGAGAAUAGUCCGUGGCAGCUUCAUCGGCCAUGGCGACUACAUAAGUCACAUGAUCUCCGAAAUGAGCCGCCUGUCCGUCACCAACUCCAACUCCCUGCGACGCAGUAGCCCCUCGGCACGGAAACGAGCGCAGUCGAUGGGCCGCCUGUCUGAAAUGCCGGAGGAUGAGCUGUACCUUUACAAAGAGACUAGUCGCCGGAGCAACAGCGUGAAGACCAGCGAGAGCCCCACGUACUGGCAGGACAGGAUUCGCCAAGUACGCAGUGAGAGUGGUAGCCCCAGACUGAAUGGAGCACUACUGAAAUCUAAAUCCACCUACCAGGUUGGCUCCAUCUCUGAAGCCACACCCCUCUCACCUCAGCAGACUGAUGGCGUGGCUGAGCAGUAUGCUCACAGGGAGGUGGCAGGGUGUAGACAAAGGCCGAACUCCUGUUUGUACGGCACACAGGCGUUAGAGGCCAACAAUGUUCACCUGAGAUCAAAAACUGGAGAGAAUCAGCUGCCAGACCUCCUAUCGUCUUCUACAAAAACCCCAAGAAGACCCCAUUCUUCCUAUGACUUUAAGAUGCCCUCCCAAUCGCCUCACCCUCUGCUGCCUGAGGCAAACAGCAUGAGUAGUCCCCCACAGCCCCGCUUCUCUGCUUCCAGCCCGCCACCAUGUCUUGCCUCGUCCACCCCAAAUAAAAGACCUGAAGAAGGUUCUCAAAGGGUUACACAUGAGCAGUUCAAGGCAGCAUUACAGAUGGUGGUGGACCCUGGCGACCCGCGGUUAGGUCUGGAAAGCUUUGUGAAAAUUGGCGAGGGGUCCACUGGGGUGGUGUGCAUUGCCCGGGAAAGGCAGAGUGGACGGCAGGUGGCGGUGAAGAUGAUGGAUCUGAGAAAGCAGCAGCGCAGAGAGCUGCUCUUCAAUGAGGUAGUAAUCAUGAGAGACUACCGACACCCGAAUGUGGUGGACAUGUUCCGCAGCGCGUUGGUGGAGGAAGAGCUUUGGGUCAUCAUGGAAUACUUGCAGGGCGGUGCUCUAACUCAGAUCAUCAGUGAGACAAGGUUGAAUGAGGAACAGAUAGCAACAGUUUGUGAGGGCGUUCUGCAGGCUCUGUCUUACCUCCACUCUGAGGGGGUUAUCCACAGAGACAUCAAGAGUGACUCCAUUCUUCUCACACUGGAUGGAAGGGUAAAGAUCUCAGACUUUGGCUUUUGCGCUCAGAUAAACACAGACAUACCCAAGAGGAAGUCUCUGGUUGGGACUCCAUACUGGAUGGCUCCAGAAGUGAUAUCUAAAAUUAUGUAUGGUACAGAGGUGGAUAUCUGGUCUCUAGGCAUCAUGGUGGUGGAAAUGGUGGAUGGGGAGCCACCAUACUUCAGUGACACGCCCAUCAUUGCCAUGAAGAAACUGAGAGAUGAGGCAGCGCCAAGCGUCAAAAACUUUCACAAGGUGUCGCCGGUGCUGAAGGAUUUCCUGGACUGCAUGUUAACUCGUGAUACUCUGAAGCGGAGCAGCGCCAACGACUUGCUUGAGCACCCAUUCCUGCUGCAGUCCGGUCCGCCCAGAGUCUUGGUGCCCCUAGUGGAGCAGUGCCGUAAACGAAUGUCACUCUGCAGCGCAUAAAAGCACAAUGGACUCCAAUCUGGAUUAUAACUGAGAUCCUUCCUGGGACUUAUCUGGUUUAAUUGUUAUGAUUCGUUCAAAAACUAGCUAAAAGUAACCUGGGAUUCUCCCAGAAAACAAUGAUCCGAGUAAAGGGAGAACAUCUGUGACGGCCACCUGGGUUUAAGCUGAGUUCUCAAGUGAUCACUUCCAAUGAAAAGACUAUGUAAACAUGUGUAAACAAGCGUUUCAGGCUUCUGCGUUUAAAAUUCUCGGGUUCACGUGUAGAUAUGCAAAUUUCCACAACCAUUUCCUCAACUGCAUUUAGGAUGUCCUUGAAUGCGCGUCACAAACAGGUGUGGUCAUUUCUUUACAUGAGUUUGUUCUUGAACAUAUUCUAAACUUCGUGCUUAGAAAGGCUAGGAAAGUUGAGACAGUUGGGGUUAAAGCCAUUCAUUGCGCUGUUAACUUUGACUUUCUGCAGAACGAUUUAUUUAACUUGAAGCACCUGGUAUUAUCUAUAAACACACCUGUUACUUGGGAGAUAAAAGGAAGAAAUACAAGAUUAAAGUCAACAUGUUUACUUGUACUGCACUCUUGAGCUCUAACCUUUGACCUCCUGUUAUAUAUUAUAAACUGUAACAUUAUGGAUCUAAAUGUUAGAGCUUUUUUUAUUGAAAUUAAUAAUAUGAACAAUACAAAGCAUAUUAUCGUAAAAUCAUCCAUGUCUUUUUAAUAGACUUAGGGUAAAAUCACAAAAGAAAAAACCCAAAAUGACUUUAAAAAAUUCCGUCGGCUCACAUAUUUUUUUAUUAGCAGAUAUAGAUCCUUAAUUAUGAAGAUUUUCUUUUUUAAAGUUUUGCUAAUCAUUCACCUGAGUAUCAGUAUUAAAAACAUUGACAGACUAAUUUUAACAAAUGCACAUUAUUGUAUGAUAUUCUAUUUAACAGAAAGAACUAAAUCUAGUAUAAAACAAUUUUUAGUCCGAAUGUGUUAAGUUCGUUGUCUGAGGGACUGACCUCCCAUUUACUUCAGUGGUUACUAUAUAUAUAUAUUCCUUUUUUGGCUUCCAUCAUGAGAUGAUUUUGUUUAAUUUGUUUGAACAAGAUUUUUUUUGUAAACUUUAAUGUUUUUUUGUUGUUGUUUGUUUUGUUUUUGUUUGUUUGUUUUUUUUACAUCUAAUGUUAUUCUUUACAAACUGAAACAUGGUAAAUGUCCAACGAAUGAUUGUCUCUUAUUGUGGACCUUAACGUCAUUCAAAAUGUUUCUGUAAAAAAUGCAAAUAAAUAUUUAAUAAUUUUGAAA